UUCCCAGGCCAACUUGGAUACCUGUUACUGCAUAGAGAAAGCAAUGCCUUGAAUGUGAGUGGAUCCAGGAUUUUCAGAAGGGUGGUGGGGGAGUAAUGACUGAUGCUGCAGGGGUGGUCAUGGUCAUCUAUUCUCCACCCGGCCCUCCCAGCACCCCCGGGGAAGGCAGACCACACCAUGGGAGCAGCAGCCAGGGACUUUUUAAAGUUACAAAAUCAGGCAUGGAAGAGGAGAUGGUUUGUGCUUCGUAGCGGCCGUCUAACAGGAGAUCCAGAUGUAUUGGAAUAUUACAAAAAUGACCAUGCUAAAAAGCCUAUCCGCAUUAUUGACUUAAACUUAUGUCAACAAGUAGAUGCUGGAUUGACAUUUAACAAGAAAGAGUUUGAAAAUAGCUAUAUUUUUGACAUCAACACUAUAGACAGAGUUUUCUACUUGGUUGCAGACAGCGAGGAGGAGAUGAAUAAGUGGGUUCGAUGUAUUUGUGAUAUCUGUGGGUUCAACCCUACAGAUGAAGAUGCUGUGAAGCCACCUGGUAGUUCUUUACAAGCAUCUGCUGACUUGCCCUUAGCAGUUAAUACUUCACUACCUUCUAUGCAAGCCGAAUCAUCCCUACCUCCUCCAUACCAGCUAAUUAAUAUCCCCUCUUUGGAGUCCUCAUGUAGUCAAGAAGAUCCUCAGGACUACUUAUUGCUAAUAAACUGUCAAAGCAAGAAGCCAGAACCUAUGAGCCAAGGGUCAUCUUUUAUCUCUGAAGAAGGGCAAGAAUACCUACUACUGGAAGAUUUUGAAAGUAAAAAGAUUCCAUUGCAAUCUCAUGCUGACUCAGCAAAAUCCACCUCUUCUGAAACAGACUGCAAUGAUAAUGUACCCUCUCAUAAAAAUCCUGCUCCAUCGGUAAGCAAGCAUGCCGUGAAUGGUUUUUUUCAGCAACAAAGUGUCUAUGACUCUCCACCACCUCGAUCUACAAUGGUGUCUGUAGACUGCAGCCUUUAUAAUCUGCCUAGGAGUUACUCACAGGAUGUUUUACCAAAGGCAGCAUCUCCAUCCGGGACUGACGCAGAAGGAGAGCAGCACAUUUUCAGUGCCCCAUCAGCAACAUCAUUAGAUGCGCAGAUGAGACAUAUCUCCAUUAGUUAUGACAUUCCCCCGACACCUGGAGGUACAUAUCAGAUUCCACGAACUUUUCCAGAAGGAACAUUGGCUCAGACUUCAAAGCUAGAGAUUAUUCCAGAUAUUCCUCCACCUCGGCCUCCAAAACCUCAUCACUCUUCAGAUCGAUCUCCUGUGGAAACCUGUAGCAUUACUCGUACUGCGUCAGACACUGACAGUAGUUAUUGCAUUCCUACAAUGGGAAUGCCACCUUCACGCAGUAAUACCGUUUCCACUGUAGAUUUGAAUAUAUUUCGAAAAGACAUUAGUUCUCAAGACUGCUAUGAUAUUCCACGAACAUUUCCAAAUGACAGAUCUAGCUCAUUGGAAGGUUUCCACAAUCACUUUAAGAACAGAAGCAUGUUGACAGUGGGAAGUGUUUCAAGUGAAGAACUGGAUGAAAAUUAUGUCCCAAUGAAUCCCAACUCUCCACCACGGCAGCAUUCCAGCAGCUUCACUGAACCCAUUCAAGAAACAAACUAUGUACCAAUGACCCCAGGCACAUUUGAUUUUUCAUUAUUUGGAAUGCAAGUGCCUCCUCCUGCUCACAUGGGUUUCAGGUCCAGUCCAAAGACGCCUCCCAGAAGGUCAGUACCUGUUGCAGAAUGUGAACCACCACCAGUGGAUCGGAAUCUCAAGCCAGACAGAAAAGGUCAAAGUCCUAAAAUUUUAAGACCUAAACCACAUGGUUUAGAGCGAACUGAUUCACAAACCAUAGGUGACUUUACUACAAGAAGAAAGGUAAAACCAGCUCCACUAGAAAUAAAACCUCUGCCCGAGUGGGAGGAAUUACAAGCCCCCGUUAGAUCUCCUAUCACCAGAAGUUUUGCACGAGACUCCUCCAGGUUUCCUAUGUCUCCCAGACCGGAUUCAGUUCAUAGCACAACUUCCAGCAGUGACUCGCACGACAGUGAAGAGAAUUAUGUUUCCAUGAAUCCCAAUCAGUCCACUGAAGACCCAAUUCUGUUUGCUAGCAACAGCCUUGAUGGAGGAAGCAGUCCUAUGGUAAAACCUAAAGGAGAUAAACAAGUAGAAUAUUUAGAUUUGGAUCUAGAUUCUGGAAAAUCUACUCCACCUCGUAAGAAAAAAAGCAGUGGUUCUGGUAGCAGUGUGGCUGAUGAAAGAGUGGAUUAUGUUGUGGUUGACCAGCAGAAAACACUAGCACUGAAGAGUACACGAGAAGCAUGGACUGAUGGGAGGCAGUCUACAGAAUCUGAAACACCAAGUAAAAAUGUAAAAUGAAAAUACAGCUUUUUCUUCAUAGAACAAAAAAAGAGUGUCAUUUGUCAUUCUGCAUUUUGAAGAAACACUGAACCACAACUGCAAUGUUGCUUGACUGUACAGUACUUGACAGUUCACCGGUGUACAGCUUCCUACCUGAACAGGAUGGGAGCUAAAGGACUCUUCAAAUACAGCAAAAAUGUUAAGAUCCUGUAUUGUGCUCUGUGGCAUCUGGAUAACUCACAAAAUGUAAAUAGCUUGUAAAAUAGUAUUCCUGAGCUCCCAGAAACUUUUUGUUCUGUACUUAACACAUUUGUAGUAUUAUUAAGUUUAUGCACUUUUUCAGUUACAGUGUUGGUUCAGGUAUUCCUAAUUAGUGUACCGUAAUGCCUAAUUCAUUUUGAGAAUUUUUUCUUACACUACUAUGCAUUACAAUUCUAGGUUAAUUAAGCUACUUGUAGAUAUGGGAAAUUAAUGUUUGAACUUGAUUUUUAAAAUUGAUUUAGCAGAAAUAGUUUCACAAUUUAAUAAUCUACUUGAAAUGGCAAGAGAUGACCAUUAGUGACAUACUGUUUUAUAUUUAAUACAUGCAAGGAAUCUUUGGAAGUCUACAGGUUACCUUCCUAACAAAAAUUGCUGUGAGUUAAUAAUAAUGAACGUUAUUGGUUUUAGACCUAGAAUUUUGGCUUAUACGUUAGUUGUUAGUGGUAGAACUUCUAUUGUAUUUUAUUAAUGACAGUGUUCUGUGUUCAUUGGGUGAAGAUUCUGCAGGGUAGGAUCUUACACUUUUAAAGACUAAAUAAUUAAAUAUCAAGUAAGCCUGCAAACCACUGAUGGCAUGCAGUAAUGUUGUGAUCUCAUACUAAUUAACAGAAAUAACCUUUAUAUUAUUUACGGAAGGUAGAAUAUAUAAAUAAUCAGGUACGUACCAAGCACUGUUGUGCUAAUACACUGAUCAGGUUUAGACAAUGAGCUUUAGUUUUGUACUAUUUAGAAGUCCUACUUUUGGUUUUCAGUUUGAGAUUAACAGGACAGUUUGACAUUCACUGUUCGUAGUACUAGCAAGAUACUGUGAUUUUGAAUUAGACAGUAAUUCAAAUGGAAAUACUAUGUAUUGACACCAUAGUGCCCUUCCUAUGAUCUUUAUUUUACUUAAUCUCCUGCUUGGCCUUAUAUUUAAAUCCCUAUGCAACUGAUAUUUUAUAUCUGUGUUUUUCUAAAAAUAGAUACUAUACCUGAUCCCCUCAUACACCAUGUGUUGCUCUUUCCUGGUACAGGAUUUAAAGCUUUAUGUACUGUGAUCCUUUCAUUUUCACUAUGCCAGUUUCAAAUAAUGGUCUGCCUUGGUUUAGAAUUAACUUAGCUGUCAAGAAGCAAAUAGAGGUCUUUAAUUAUGUAAAUGAUUUGUUAAAUUUAUUAUGUCUGGGUUGAAAAUUUACUAACACUUUUUUACACAAAUACCCUUGAGUAACUCUUGAUGGAUUUUGUUUUGUUUUCUUUGUUUUUGGUCCAGACUUUUAAAAUGUUGAA
Molecule: messenger RNA, 3900 nt
Organism: Alligator sinensis (Chinese alligator)
Lineage: Eukaryota; Metazoa; Chordata; Crocodylia; Alligatoridae
Gene: GAB1
Product: GRB2 associated binding protein 1
Exons: 12
Coding region: 103-2391 (762 amino acids)
Source: RefSeq, a predicted model, not a curated record